Molecule: messenger RNA, 378 nt
Organism: Suillus plorans
Lineage: Eukaryota; Fungi; Basidiomycota; Agaricomycetes; Boletales; Suillaceae
Exons: 2
Coding region: 1-378 (125 amino acids)
Source: RefSeq, a predicted model, not a curated record
AUGUCAGCUCAACAUCCAUUUGCUGCGUCAAGAAACAAGCUUCAUGGUCGGAAGUAUGCUGUCCCCUACCUUUCCCAUGUUGAAUUUUGUUGCCUAGACGAUUCCGGAGUGGGCAGUGCCGCAGCAAUCCCAGAAUUGCGAGGUCGCAAACAGCAUCCCACAGAGGACCACGCAGCAAACUCUCCAACUUCGACUACUAUAUCGGAGUCUGGAGGCAGUUUCUACCGCAUGGACGAACCUCUGCGGCCCACACUCCGCAGUCUGCCAGUCAAUUUGAACACUCCUCGUAAAAUCACCAUUCGCUCUGACAUAGCUUUGGUCACCUGCUUUGACCCGGCAGACAUGGAAUUAUAUACCCUUUGGGCUCCCAAACCUUAA